CCUCCGUCCAUCUUCACCUCCGAGGUCGUUUGCAACCCCGUCUCACCCCGCAAUACCAUGUUCGCUUCGUCCAGGUCAGGACCCUCUAGGCAAGUUCUCCGCCGGGGUCUUGCGACGGCCACCACCACCCCGCCUCCCAUCACCGCCUCCGUCCUCCUGUCGCGCCACGCGCUCCUGACGCCGACGCCCAAGCCCCUCGCCAAGGCGUACUACGAGUACCAGACGAAGCUGCGACACGCGCUGUCCAACCCCGUUCCCACCGACUUUUACUUCAAGCCUGGCUCGCUUGCGCUGCGGCGUUUCUUGGAGUCGGAGCACGCAACCGAGGAGAAGUUCUACGGCACAAAGGUCGCUGGACCAAAGCCCGAGCUCGGCGAGGUGCAGCCAGAGCCACCGCUCGAGGAGAAGGCGCGCGAUCACUGGGAGAAGGCGGACGCGAGCCGCGGCGAGCGCUCCCUCGAGCGCUUCCCGGAGGAGGAGGUGUUCUGCCUAGUGCAGGCGAACGGCAAGUGGACGUUCCCUAGCACAUCGCUGCAGGCUGGAGAAGGGCUGGACGAGGCCGUGACCUCGCGCAUCACGGGUGUGAAGGGUCAGCUCAAUGGGCAGGGGAUGGACACUUGGCUCGUGACGCGCAAGCCCGUUGGCGUUGUGCGGAACGGCGAGGAGAGGAACUUCUUCCUCCGCUCGCACAUUCUUGCUGGCGAGCCCAAGCCCACAAAGGAGUCGGGCUACUCGAACUGGGCGUGGCUCACGCGUGAAGAGGUUGAGGAGAGGCUGCGGACACAGGGUGACGACAAGCUCUGGGACAGUGUCAAGGGCAUGUUCGGCGUGGGCAGCGAGCAGGAGUAGAGCUCUACAGCAUAUGCAUAUCACCGUUGCACAGGAGGAGC
Molecule: messenger RNA, 890 nt
Organism: Cutaneotrichosporon oleaginosum
Lineage: Eukaryota; Fungi; Basidiomycota; Tremellomycetes; Trichosporonales; Trichosporonaceae
Product: mitochondrial 54S ribosomal protein mL46
Cellular component (GO): mitochondrial large ribosomal subunit
Molecular function (GO): structural constituent of ribosome
Source: RefSeq, a predicted model, not a curated record